Messenger RNA from Cryptomeria japonica (Japanese cedar), 1857 nucleotides. Its product is annotated as cytochrome P450 86B1. The record is from RefSeq and is a predicted model, not a curated record. The transcript is spliced from 2 exons. Gene Ontology annotation, molecular function: monooxygenase activity; iron ion binding; heme binding. NCBI's taxonomy places the organism in Eukaryota, Viridiplantae, Streptophyta, Pinopsida, Cupressales, Cupressaceae. The coding region runs from base 115 to 1620 and encodes 501 amino acids.
UCAUUGAAGUGUCUCAUCUUACAAAUAUGAUCACUUUAGUGUCAUCCUGGUGCACACAUUACUUUUUGCUAUUAUAUCUCUUCUGCACUAGAUUUGUAUAAAGUGAAUCAAGCUAUGGAGGUAGUUUGCAUGAGUACAAUGGCCACCGUGAUGGUGAUUAUAUUGAGCAUUAUGAGAAUAUAUUUCUGGAAAGGGCCGCUGAAUUGGCCAGUAGUGGGUAUGAUGCCUUGGCUGCUAUGGCAUUUAGGUAAUAUUUAUGACCAGAGCGCCAAAAUGGUUCUUGAGAAUGGGAAGAGUUUCAUAGCUAGAGGCCCCUGGUUUAUGAGGAACACUCUGUUCGAAGUAGUCACAUUUAGUCCCGAUAAUUUAGAGUAUAUUAUGAAAGAGAAUUUUAGCAAUUUCCCUAAAGGACCCUAUUUCAAGGAAGUAUAUUUUAGCACAUUUGGCCAUGGUUUAUUUACCUCAGAUGAUGAACUGUGGAAGCGCCAAAGAAAGCCAGCGGCCAUGGCAGUAAGCAGCAGCAAAUUUAGAGACAGGAAUUUAAGUCUUUUGCAGAAAGCUCUGCAGGAGAAACUUUUGCCAUUUCUUGAAGAAGUAAAAGAGAAAAAAGCUUCGGUUGAUCUGCAACAUGUCCUCCUUCAGUUUAGUACGGAUAAUAUCUUUCUGGCUACGCUUGGGAGGGAAGCAACAAGUGAAACUUUCUCUUCAGCCUUUGAUGAAGCUAUUGAAUGCUGCACUUACCGUUUUGUCUGCCCUUCAGUUAUAUGGAAGGCUAUGAGAUUUUUUAACUUGGGUUUUGAGAAGAGGUUGAGAGCAGCUGAAGCAAUAGUACGAGACUCUGUAGCAGAGAUGGUGAAGGCUAAAGUUAGGGAGGUGGAGCAAGGUAAUGAAUCGCAGGGAGACAUAUUGUCCACCUUCAUCAAAUUGGAAGGAGAUCAAGGACGCACUCCUCCCCAGCAUUUGUUGGAGGGAUUCACCAUGAGCAUAUUUCUUGCGGGUAAAGAUACUACUGCCUUGGCAAUGUCAUGGUUCUUUUGGCUUAUAAGUAUGCACCCACAUGUAGAAGAGAAAAUAGUCUCUGAACUCUCCCAGAUUUUGAACUCAAAACAUUUGAGCAAUGUAUAUGAUACGGUGGGGGUUUUUGGUUGGGAAGAAUUGAGAAGCAUGAACUAUUUGCAGGCUGCUUUGUCUGAAUCUAUGAGGCUUUACCCUCCUGUUCCUGCGGUUUUCAGAGAAGCAAAAAUUGACAACGUUCUACCAGAUGGAACUCAUGUUAAGAAAGGCACAAAGUGUGUGUUGUUCAUUUAUGCCACUAAUAGAAUGGAAAGUAUAUGGGGGAAGGAUGCCCUUGAAUUCAAGCCUGAGAGAUGGAUUACUAAAGAGGGGAUCUGUAUGAACCAGAGCGAUUACAAGUAUCCCGUGUUUAUUGGAGGUCCUAGGAUAUGCAUUGGGAAAGAUUUUGCCUAUGUAAACAUGAAAUGCAUAGUUGCCAAUAUCCUUGCACGCUAUCGAGUGAAAAUUGAAGCUGGUCAUCAAGUGAAACCUAAGCUUGGGGCCACUCUAUUCAUGAAGCAUGGCCUCAAAGUCACCCUCCAUACCAGAAAUGGUAUUCUACAGUAAAACAGUAUUAAUUCAUAUAUUUGUAUAGAUCACGGAUCUUAGACAGCUAAAACUCCUGUUAUUUUCUUAGUUAAAUAGAGCCUUUGCAAAUAUAGUCAUAUAGUCUAGCCUUUAGGUAGCAUCUAUAAAAUGAGUUGCUUUAAAUAGAACAUCUUAUAUCUAUGCUAUUUUGUAAUUAGAUUUGUAUCAAGAAAAUUCUUAAUGUAAUAUAUCAGUAAUUGGUAUAUUUUUCUAUUU